AUGGUUAUUUCUUGGAUACUCAAUAGUUUAGAUAAAGAAAUUGAUGAUACUGUUAUACAUACUGAGACUGCUUCUGAAAUUUGGAAGGAAAUUAAAAAGAGAUACGGUCAGGCUAGUGGUACUAAGGAUAAAUGGGUCAAAUUAGAAGGGGAUCAAAGGGUUCAUCAAUUCUUAGCUGGAUUAAAUGAUUCAUAUGUUGGGAUUAGGAGGAACAUUUUGAUGAUUAAGCCGCCCGUAGAUUUAGAUGGAGUCUAUUCCAUGUUGAUACAUGAUGAACAACAGUCUGAUCUUCAGGCUUCUAUUGCUUCUUUUGCAUUUGGAGUUGUAUCCUUCUCUACUACUGUUGGGGAUCAGAAGUCUUCUUAUCGUCAAAGGGUGAACUUUGAUUCUAGAAAGCCCAAUUAUUCUCGGAGACUCAACUAUUCUCAAAGCCAGUACUGCAAGAGAUCAGGGCACUCCAUUAAGAAAUGUCAUAGAUUGCAUGGGUAUCCAUCAAAUUUUCAGUUUAAUAAAGGGAAAAAGACGGCUACCUGUGUUCAGGGUAUGCAACCUUUUCCCCAGCCUCAGGGUCAGGGUGAUCCUUCUCAAAAUUCAACUCUUCCACAUUACUCUUCAGAAAUUGCUCUGCAUGGUUUCAGCUAA
This is a messenger RNA of Lycium ferocissimum, 642 nucleotides long. RefSeq lists its product as uncharacterized. NCBI's taxonomy places the organism in Eukaryota, Viridiplantae, Streptophyta, Magnoliopsida, Solanales, Solanaceae. The record is from RefSeq and is a predicted model, not a curated record. The transcript has 3 exons. Bases 1 to 642 code for a protein of 213 amino acids.